AAAGAUUACUUAUAGAAUGUCUUUCCCAAAUAAAGAAGAUCGUACAAAAUGUUGGAACUACAGGGAUGAGUAUUGGAAAUGUCUUGAUGAUGGUAAAUCAGAAACAGAAUGUAAGAGAUUUAGAGAUCAGUAUGAAAAGUUUUGUCCUGCACUAUGGGUAAAACACUUUGAUCGUAAGCGAGAGUACUUGAAAUUCAAAGAGCAAAUAGAGCAAGGGGGGACAUGCAGCAUUGAUGGAAGUAGAACAGAAAAGGCUGAUUCACCUGCACAAGUUGCUGCAAAAGCAACAUUCGAUUUUCAAACAACAAGUACCCAUUCAUAUGAUUAG
Messenger RNA from Dufourea novaeangliae, 328 nucleotides. Its product is annotated as cytochrome c oxidase assembly factor 6 homolog. Gene Ontology annotation, biological process: respiratory chain complex IV assembly. Lineage: Eukaryota; Metazoa; Arthropoda; Insecta; Hymenoptera; Halictidae. Gene Ontology annotation, cellular component: respiratory chain complex IV; mitochondrion. Bases 17 to 328 code for a protein of 103 amino acids. The transcript is spliced from 4 exons. The record is from RefSeq and is a predicted model, not a curated record.